AUGUCGCUCAAUGACUCUUACAAGGCCCAAUGGGCGCGGUACGUUGCCCGGCACAAGCUCCAGCGAGACCUGGAAGCCACGGUGGCGAGGGUGGAUGAAGACCAAGAAAAGUUCGGGAGCCUGCCCCACAACUCGGUCUCGGCCCUCUCCAAACUCACGGAAGUUGCGACCGGCGGUGGCCUGAUCCCGGAGCACCACGGCCGUUUCAAGGUCGGCAUCGUCGGCGGAGGAGUCGCGGGGCUCUUCACCGCCCUCAUCCUGGACUGGCUCAACAAGAACCUGGGAAAGGACAAGGGGGAGGAGUACCUUGACAUUGACUACGAGAUCCUGGAGGCUGCCGACGAGGACCGCCUGGGUGGUAGGCUGUAUACGCACAGGUUCAGCGACCUUAAAGGGGGCGUUCACGACUAUUACGACGUUGGCGCCAUGCGCUUUCCCGAGAACGAUGUCAUGAAAAGAACUUUCCAACUCUUUGAGAUGCUGGGCAUCGAGAAAGGAAGAUUGGGCGACAGGAAGAAAGCUGAUGAUCCGCCCAAACUCGUGCCUUACUCCCUCAAGGACGAAGAGCAGCCGUCAUACUUCAAUGAUCUUCGUCGCGUAGGCGACCCAUGGGAAGGACCACGGAAAAUGGCUGACCCGUUCGAACUCAACAAGGGAGUGGCCGAGUGUGACCAGAUUCCUACCCCACCGGAUGAAACGAAGAACCCUGGAGGCAUCCCAGAUGGACCAGGGUAUAACUACAGCACAAUUCAGUGGAUUGAGACGGCUACUUUUGGUACUGGCUGGUAUGACCAGUCCUUGACUGAGGCCGUUCUAGAGUCCCUCGACUUCAACACGCGCAAGGAGCCGAAGAAGGAGGAGUGGUGGUGUGUGGAUGGGGGCGCUCAAAGAAUCGCGGAGCGGAUGCGGGGGAAGCUCGGAAAGCCCAAUGCCAUCAAGUUCAACACCCAGGUCACGGCAGUCGAGUCCAACUUCAAAAUCAACAACACCGUCUCCGCGGAAAUGACCUUGAAGGUCAAAGACACCAGCACAAAGAAGGAGGAGAAAGCCGAUGUAAAGUGCCUCACCGUUCUGAACUCAACGACCCUCGGCUCCAUGAACCACAUGGACUUGUCCAAGACAGGUCUGUUUUGGGACACGAAACAGGCGAUCCGCUGUCUUGGCUACGGUGCCUCGUGCAAAGUCGGGAUGAAGUUCAAGACGGCCUGGUGGAGGGAGGCGCCGUAUAACAUCAAACAGGGCGGCCUGGCCCGCACCGACCUCCCGCUGCAGGUCUGCGUCUACCCUUCGUACAAUGUCAACAACGAAGUUGACCCCGUCAAAGAGCCCAAUGUCCUCCUCGUGUCGUACACCUGGGGCCAGACGGCACAGCGGCUGGCGAGCCUGAUCCCGUCCAGUAAAGGCGAUUCUGAUGCCGAGAAGGAGCUCCGGAGCGUGCUCAUCCACGACCUGACCCUCCUCCACUCCCAAGGCCCCAGCGACACGGAGGCGUACAAGAAGACGCGGGCCCGCAUCGCCGGAGAUCUCAUGGAGGUGCACGGCUACGAUUGGUACCGCGACCCCCAUAUGGCCGGCGCCUUCGCGUUCUUCGGCCCGUGCCAGUUUUGGGACCUGUACCCAGCCAUCACCAAGCCCAACUCGUUUGGCCAGCUGUACUUUAUCGGCGAGGCGGCCUCGGCCCACCACGCGUGGGUCGGCGCCCUCGAGAGCGUCGUGCGCGCCGUGUGGCUCAUGUUUGACUGCCUGCACCAGGGCAGCAAGAAUGACGCGAGGCGUGGUGCGAACAAGGACGAGGGCUUCGCGCCAUACGCGGAGGCGAUGAAGCUGCUGGAGGAAGGUCCAAAGUCUGCCCCGGAAAUCCCGCUGCCCUUCUACCCCCUGCCAGCGGAACUGCCGAAGCGUUGUAAAGACACGGAGAAGAAGCGGGCUGAUCAGCUAGUUGAUCACCCUGAGCUGGACGACAACAGCCGCGAGGUCCCGAUCAAGUAUGGUGCUGCUGUUGUUGCUCUGAGCAUGGUCGAAUCGACACUGAAUCACAUCGCGAACAGUCCUCAGAAGAGCACUUAA
Messenger RNA from Diaporthe citri, 2067 nucleotides. RefSeq lists its product as uncharacterized. NCBI's taxonomy places the organism in Eukaryota, Fungi, Ascomycota, Sordariomycetes, Diaporthales, Diaporthaceae. The record is from RefSeq and is a predicted model, not a curated record. Gene Ontology annotation, biological process: amino acid catabolic process. Gene Ontology annotation, molecular function: polyamine oxidase activity; L-amino-acid oxidase activity. The transcript has 5 exons. The coding region runs from base 1 to 2067 and encodes 688 amino acids.